AUGGACAUCGAACAGCGAAAACAUAUAUUAAAGCGAGAAGGUAGGUGUUAUCGUUUCGCUAAGCCUAAUCACAGUUCGAAGUUUUGCAAAAAUCAAUGGCUGAAAUGCAACAACUGUAAUGGCCGACAUAUAACGCCAUUGUGCGAAGCUAAAACUAAAAGAUAUGAAACUGCUAUUCCUCCGUUGGGAGAGCACCAGACCUCCAGCAGUUCGGUCGCGGUGGUAAAUAGUACCUCCACUACAUUACAUUCGGUAGCGCGUCCGGAAAGUAAUGAUAUUUAUUUGCAAACCGCGAAAGCCAUUUUGUCGAGCGAAACUAAAAGAGUGCUUUCACGAAUAAUAAUGGACAAUGGCAGUCAAGGCACCUACGUGAGCGAAUCUUUGGCGAAUUACCUAAAACUAACAACCGUCGGUUACGACCAAGCCCGCAUAUUUGCAUUCGGUGAAAAUAACCAGCGAAAGCAGUUAACUCGGUUGAGACGCGUAAAUGUCAAAGUGCAAAGUCAAUAUUCGGACCAGAUGAUUGAAAUAUGUGCUUCCGUGGUGCCGAUAAUAUGCGCGGACGUUUUACCCGAGCCGCGCUUCGAGGAUAACUAUUGGAAAUUUCACCUGGAUACUAACGAUAAUAUCGGUGAGAAUUUAGUGGCAGUAGAUACUUUCUUUGGAUGGACCAUACAAGGCUGCUGCGGCUACAAUGAGAAUUCUAAGUGCGCGUUAAGCAUAAUUGAGAAUCGCGAAGAGCAAGUUGAUGUUACCAAGUUUUGGGACUUAGAAGCUAUCGGUAUCGCAGUUUAUAAUGAAAACGCAUCCGCUGUGCACGACGUGCAAAUCGAAAAAAUAGUAAUGCGCUAUUCGGUGAGUUUGCCAUGGAAGAUUCCGAAAGAGACUUUACAUAAUAACAAAUCGAAUGCACUGAACCGGCUCCGUGGGCUAACGAUUAAACUAAUGAAAAAUCGCGAAAAAUUAAUUGAGUACGACUGCGGUAUCAGAGAACUCCUUAAUGCCGGAAUCGCGGAGCGCGUAUUAGCUAAUCAUAAUGAUCAAAUCGCUUAUUAUAUGCCUCAUCGACCAGUAUACAGAGAAGACAAAACAACAACGAAAAUGCGUAUUGUUUUCGACGCAUCGUCAAGUGAAAAUGACCUCGCUUCCCUUAAUGACCAUCUAAGCCCAGGUGAGAAUUUAUUGGCUGACUUAAUGUCGAUUUUGCUGCGAUUUCGGUGCUACCAUAUUGCGAUAAUUGCUGACAUCGAGAAGGCGUUCUUACAAAUAUCCAUUGAUGAAGCAGAUCGAGAUACACACCGAUUCUUUUGGUACGAGACGUUAUCAGAAUCGUUUUCGAAAUUGCCUCCAGUCGUUGAAUUAC
Rhagoletis zephyria (snowberry fruit fly) is the source of this 1363-nucleotide messenger RNA. RefSeq lists its product as uncharacterized. The record is from RefSeq and is a predicted model, not a curated record. NCBI's taxonomy places the organism in Eukaryota, Metazoa, Arthropoda, Insecta, Diptera, Tephritidae.